CUCAAGAUUCUAUGUACUUGAAUUUUGCCAGAUAUCAGAUAUCCACUUCCAAGAUAAAUAACAGCCAACGAGUACAACAUGCAGUAUAUGUAUUCAUUUAUAUAUAUAUAUAUAUAUAUAUAUAUCUGCAGGAAAUUUUGUACAGUACGGUACAGUACAACAGUAUCUUCAGUACUUUAUGUUUCUUUCUUUCUUUCUUUCUUUCCUUUCGAUGUUAGUGUGGAUGGAUUUAGGCAACGAUAGCAACGAUACUCAUACACGUCGAUAGUGAUGGAAUAACGAAUAACAUUAAAAAUAUGUUCUCAAUUUGUAUAAAAUGUGUAGAG
Molecule: messenger RNA, 326 nt
Organism: Paecilomyces variotii
Lineage: Eukaryota; Fungi; Ascomycota; Eurotiomycetes; Eurotiales; Thermoascaceae
Exons: 1
Coding region: 12-218 (68 amino acids)
Source: RefSeq, a predicted model, not a curated record